AUGGCAGCCGCAGAAAGUUUUUCAGGAUCCGUCCUAGGCCAUCAUCACAUAACUCACCACCAUCACCAUAUCAGACGCCACCGUGUACCCUCGGGUGGGGAGGAGAUGGAGGAGGAGGAGUUAGACCCACGGAUCCAGGUGGAGUUAGAAAAGUUGAACAGGUCAAGUGAAGAAAUCAACAGACUUGAAUUGGAGUUGGAUGAUGCAAGGGCAGCAUUUCGCCAGGUUUUGUCAGAUUCAACUCAGCGUCUGAAUGGUCUGGCCAAGAAACUAGGAGCCUGUGUUGACAAAGCAAGACCUUAUUAUGAUGCUAGGAUGAGACUCAAGGAGGCACAUUUGGACAGCCAGAAAGCUGCAGUAAGGUUUGAGCGUGCCUGCAGUAUGCAUGAGGCUGCUAAAGAAAUGGUCCAACUGGCUGAGGAGGGGUACAAGAGAAGAGAAGUUGAUCUUGAUCCAACUUGGCAGGAGAUGCUAAAUCAUGCAACUAUGAAGUUGAAUGUGCUCUGUUCAUCAUUAGGUAAUGAUGCUGAAAGAGAGCGGAUGGAGAGUGAGGAUUUUCAUCAAAAAACUACAUUGAACUUUAAACGCAGAGAGGAGGAAGUGCAGAAACUCCAGAAAGACCUCAAAAGAGCCAUCACAAAAUCUAAGCCAUACUUUGAAAUGAAAGCAAAGUUUAAUCAAGUAAUGGAAGAUCACAAGAAAACAGUCAGUCGAUUAGAAGAAGAUGUAGCCACCUCCAAGGCCCUGUACUCUCAGGCACUGCGCUGUCUGGAAGCAAUUAGUGAUGACAUUCAUAGGCAGAGGCUUGAGAGAAGACAGAAGUUACAGCUUGGAGUCAGAGCACCAGGAGUCGGAGCUGAGGCACCUUCGCCUCCUCCAUCAUGGGAAAAAG
This is a messenger RNA of Candidula unifasciata, 892 nucleotides long. Lineage: Eukaryota; Metazoa; Mollusca; Gastropoda; Stylommatophora; Geomitridae. The record is from the annotation of a GenBank genome assembly.